Messenger RNA from Condylostylus longicornis, 1454 nucleotides. RefSeq lists its product as uncharacterized. The transcript has 3 exons. The coding region runs from base 72 to 1409 and encodes 445 amino acids. Lineage: Eukaryota; Metazoa; Arthropoda; Insecta; Diptera; Dolichopodidae. The record is from RefSeq and is a predicted model, not a curated record.
GUGAGCUGCGUAAACAUAUGUAAUACAUUAUGUAGUUUUUUUAUAAAAAAUUGAAAUAGUACUGUUUUGAUAUGAUAAGAAAUAAUAUUGCAGAUUACGAGGAUAGUUACCCAAGACUAGCUCCUAGUCCAACUACAGUAGUAGAACAAACUUCUACCAAACUACAAUCUGCUGUGCCCGAACUAUCUUUAAUAUUUACAAACGAUGAAAAAAUUUUAACUCCAAGUCUGAGUACAGUAAAACAAAAUAAGUGCAUUUAUUCUUCCGGCUUUAAUGUGACGAUCCCAUCGAAAGCGUCUGUUCCAGAACUCUCUGUUCUACAAAGCAAUCAGAAAUCUAAUGAACAUUUUGGUUUACAUGACGAUUUUACUUUAAAAUGCGUUUCAAAUAGGAACAGUGGACAGUGCUCUUUACCUACCGACACGUUUUCAGUGUUCAAAAAAGAAUUUGAUAAGAAAAUAGCUUCGAAUUUGAUAAAAACAACAGAAAAUUUAAAUUCUGCUAAACAUAGUAUGCCGAUCCAAUUUACUGAAUGUGAUAAAAAUUCUUCAAAUUGUGAAACUACAGAAAUUAAAAAGAAAAAUGAAAUAGACAUUCAAAAUAAAAUAAACAUUGGUGCGAGUAAGUUAAACGCUGAAGUUGGCACAGAAAAAUUACAUCAUUGCAACUGUUCUACUUCGGAAAAUAUGUCUGCGAGGAUUACUGAACUGGCGGAUGAAAUUAAAAACAUGUCUGUAGAUAUAAAACAAAUACAGUAUGAUUUUAGAAGUUUUGAAAAGAAUAUAAAAGAUGAUUUACCGAAAAUUCUCACUGAAAUAAUUUCUAAGCAAUUUUUCUUAAUUAGGGAUGAUAUUAAUCCCUUGCAAAGGGAAGAGAAAGAAUUUGAUACAAGUCUGACGAAAACUAUUUCUCCGGAAAGAGAAUUUCAUAUGAAAGAUAACAUUCGCUUUAAAAGCAAAAUUUAUGAAAAGUCGCCAAAACCAAAAAUUUUUGAAAGAUCAGCAGAUGAGGAUUUAUUAACUGAUGUAAACGCGUUCUUGGUAGCUAAGAAAACUAAUUUAAAUGAGAAUUCCAAAAAAGUUUUCGCACAUAAUUUAUUAGAAACUCUUCCAGAAAAUUCUCCUUUAAUAAUACCUUCUGAUAGAAGUUUAGUAAUGCAAAAGCUGGCCGAAAAAUAUUUACCACAAAAUUAUUGCAAAAAUUUUAUAUUAAACUUAAAUGCAGAGAAGUCAGAUCAAAAAUAUCUUAAUGAAUUAUCUUUUGGGUCUUACGAUUAUAUGAGGAAAUAUAAUCUGGUACUGGAUAGUCAAAGUGAUAACAUGGAAACGGAAUGUAAGAAAGGCAAGGAUUUUCUUCGUGAAAAUUUCCUAUUCCUUAAACACACGGAAAAGGAACCGAAAUUUUCGUAAAAUUUGCAAAAAUCUUGUAGUUUUACAAUAUUAAACUUUUAAAUA